This is a messenger RNA of Erigeron canadensis, 1156 nucleotides long. Its product is annotated as proteasome subunit alpha type-6-like. The coding region runs from base 228 to 968 and encodes 246 amino acids. The record is from RefSeq and is a predicted model, not a curated record. NCBI's taxonomy places the organism in Eukaryota, Viridiplantae, Streptophyta, Magnoliopsida, Asterales, Asteraceae. The transcript is spliced from 9 exons. Gene Ontology annotation, biological process: ubiquitin-dependent protein catabolic process. Gene Ontology annotation, cellular component: cytosol; proteasome core complex; proteasome core complex, alpha-subunit complex.
UGGUUGGACCAUCGGAGGGUCUUCUUUCCUAGGUCCGCCUUCAUAUACAAAUUUCUUUCUUAUUUUCCCUUCGGUUAAGGCUACACUUUGGCUACCACUUUCCAGUCUUGAUCUUGUCUUGUGAAGAAAGAAAACUUGUUUUUCGUUACAUUUAUUUUCUUUGAUCCACAAACACAACUCUUAAUUAUAUUUAAUAAAAUCACUCACCAAAGAAACUAAUCGGAAUCAUGAGCCGUGGCAGCGGAGGUGGAUAUGAUCGUCACAUUACUAUUUUCUCCCCUGAAGGCCGUCUCUUCCAAGUCGAAUAUGCAUUUAAAGCUGUAAAAGCAGCCGGGGUGACAUCAAUUGGGGUCAGAGGGAAAGAUUCUGUCUGUGUUGUUACUCAGAAGAAAGUUCCGGACAAGCUAUUGGAUCCAACUAGCGUAACACAUCUAUUUCCUGUUACCAAGUUUCUUGGAUUGUUGGCUACCGGCACUACAGCUGAUGCAAGGACCUUAGUUCAACAAGCAAGGAAUGAAGCUGCCGAGUUUCGUUUUAAAUAUGGUUAUGAGAUGCCUGUUGACGUAUUGGCUAGAUGGAUUGCAGACAAAUCUCAAGUGUAUACCCAACAUGCUUACAUGAGACCACUUGGAGUAGUGGCUAUGGUUUUGGGUAUUGAUGAUGAGAAUGGUCCGCGACUUUUUAAAUGCGAUCCAGCAGGCCACUUUUUCGGUCAUAAGGCAACAAGUGCUGGGUUGAAAGAGCAAGAGGCAAUCAAUUUUCUGGAGAAGAAAAUGAAAAACGAUCCUGAAUUUUCUUUUGAUGAGACUGUACAGACUGCAAUUUCUGCUUUGCAAUCUGUUCUACAAGAAGAUUUCAAAGCCAAUGAGAUUGAGGUUGGAGUGGUGCGGAAGGACAAUCCAGCGUUUCAUGUGCUCCCAACUGAGGAAAUUGAUGAGCACUUGACCGCCAUCAGCGAGCGUGAUUGAAAUUUACUUCUUUGAGGUUGCAUCUGUUAUCAUGUUAUUAGAAGUUUGUUUAGUUAAAAGUCAUAACAAUGUUGUUCUUCAAUCACCUCUUGUUUUCUAAACUAUUAACAUUUUGCAUUGUAGUUUAUUAUCCUUCAUAACUCCCAUUUAUUAGAUAAAAAGGAAAAGUAAUCACAAUUAUUCCGUUA